Messenger RNA from Paraphaeosphaeria sporulosa, 3018 nucleotides. RefSeq lists its product as uncharacterized. Gene Ontology annotation, molecular function: transmembrane transporter activity. The coding region runs from base 1 to 3018 and encodes 1005 amino acids. The record is from RefSeq and is a predicted model, not a curated record. Gene Ontology annotation, biological process: transmembrane transport. NCBI's taxonomy places the organism in Eukaryota, Fungi, Ascomycota, Dothideomycetes, Pleosporales, Didymosphaeriaceae. The transcript is spliced from 3 exons.
AUGGACAUCGCUUCUGAGACUGACGGACGACCCAGCAACGCUGUCAAACGGGUGAAAGAGUCAAAUAUUUGUCGAGCAUCGGUUGCCCGGUCUGUACCAACUUCAAGGGGCCCCUCAGAACCCAGGAAGAGACUUUUGAUCGUAAACAAUGAGGAACCGGAACCGUUUUUGGGUAUUCGUUCCAGGGCGAACAGUCUGGAUCCUCUCCCAGGUCACCUUAAGCGCAUUGAAACGCCAGACUCAGGCCUCCGUCCAGUCCAGCAUGUUGUGCAUGUAUCUCCUCCCACAUUCGUACAGACUGUCCAAAGGUCGCCCAACCAGCCAAUCCCGAAACCUAGCGUUUUCGAACGCCACAGCCAUCGGAGACUCAGUAACGCGAUCGAGGGCUUGGAAGACCUCGUUGAGGAAGCUGUAAACACGGUUGAGCGUACAGAGCGACUCGAAUACGUAGAACAGAUAUACGCAAUUAUCGAGGAUGCAAGCAUCGCUGUAUCAGACGCAUCUUCGGAGCCCGCUCGACAUCUUAUGAGAAAUUCGUCCCCUUUACAAGUUGCUACCGAAGAGGUGAGCCAAUCCUUUCAAUUGCCAACGCAUACGAAGGUUGUUGAGACUGUUGUGGAGCAUGUCCACAAUAUACCCAAACUACAACCACGCAACGUUGAGCAAAGGGAGUCAGAGACGAUUGACUGGGCUUACCGCAAUGUGAAGGAUCCCAAGUAUCAUGAUCAAUAUUUGCGGUCGUCAUCGUCGUCAUCGUCGUCAUCGUCGUCAUCGUCGUCAUCUACCUCGUCCACGUCCUCGAGGUCUGGCCACAGACGACAUUCCCACGCUAGCUCUGGCAGCGACCUUUUGCAGCUACUCCCUCCUCAACCCAUUGCGACGGCUUCCCGUGACCAUAUAGACCACGUGCUGCGCCCAAAAAUUUCCCGCUCCCACUCCCGAGGCCGAUCGCGACGACGGAGAGGCAGUCUUGAUCGAUGCCGGAGACGCCAUCGGCACAUUCCCAGUUGGCGAAGCGGUGACACAAGAUCGCACUCACCGCGCCGACGCUUUCGCCAUCAUGGAUCUUCUAACUCUGAUACCUCCUUCGAUGAAGAAGAUUUACAUGCUGUCGGCAAGCCAGAAGGCAUUAGGCGCUAUGGCGAAGAGUUGCAUGUACGAGAUGCCCACCACCAUACCUUCAGUUUGCGUGGCAAUCAUCGCCGGCAACCAGUCGCUAGAAACUGGACAACGGGAAAGAAGCGGAUUUGUGCGUUCAUUGCGUGUACAAAUACGGCAGUGCUAGGCAUCAUCGUGGGGAUAUAUGCAAAAGUUCCUCGAAUCCAGUAUGUGCUAGCCGACGAGCAUCAUCGUGUGAUUCUCGGAAACGUGGCCUUAUAUUUUGGACUUGCAUUUUCGACGUACGUGUGUUGGCCUCUGCCUCUUCUUCAUGGACGUAAACCGUACAUUCUCGCCUCUUUGGCUCUGGCGAUGCCACUACAGUUUCCCCAGGCCCUCGUCCUGAGCCAGAAGCGUUCACCGACGGAGCACCGCUGGAUUGCGGGUUUGCUCAUUGCUCGCGGCUUCACUGGUCUUGUUCUUGGCUUUGCAAAUGUAAACUUCGUCAGCCUUUUACUCGAUCUCUUCGGUGCUUCCUUACAGAGCAAGCAUCCCCAUCAGGAAUUCACGACUCCAAGUGACGUUCGAAGACACGGUGGCGGCAUGGGCAUUUGGCUGGGAUUUUGGUCUUGGUGCUGGAUUGGCUCACUAGCUGGAGGCUUUCAGAUCGGCGCUGGGAUUAUCGACUCGCUGACCCCGGAUUGGGGCUUCUACAUAACCAUCGCGAUCCUCGCUGGAGCGCUCCUCGUCAACGUCAUGAUGCCUGAAACCCGCCGUUCUGCCUACCGUCGCUCCGUUACUGAGGUGUAUGACCGAGACGAGAAUUACAUCACGAGGCGCGUUGCUCGCGGUGAGAUCAAACUCCAUAUUUCCACCGAGGGUCCGAAGUACUGGUUCGAAGAAGUGUGGGCUGGCCUCAAACUCUCCACCAUGAUGCUUUGUCAACCGGGUUUCCUUGUUCUCUCCCUGUACCUCGGAUGGAUCUACGCCCACAUCGUCCUGGUCAUCGUCCUACUGGGGGCACUCCUCUCCCGAGACUACAAGUGGCACUCCCAGAUGGUCGGCCUCGGCGUCAUGUCAAUCGCCAUCGGCGCUCUCUUCGCCAUACCUUUAACCAAAGCUAGCAUCUUCUCUCGCGAGCGCAAGAACGCCUUUCGCACAGAUAGUAUGACGUUCCAGAAGCAAGUCAGCUGGUCGAGCCAUCUCAUCCGCCGAUGCAUCUUCACCCUCGUGCUCCCACUCAUGGGCCUCGCGUAUACUGUCUCUUCGGCUAGCCGUCCGAAGCCCUUUAUGGUACCCAUAGUGUUCGCCGGCGCCGUGGGAUUCCUCUCAAUCCUUGCGAUCGCCGAAUGUUAUGGCCUGAUCAUGGAGACGUUCGAUACCUGCGAUCUCCAGCCUGGUGUAAACACACGCCACAGACUCCAAAGCAUGGCCGCCGAGGACCGCCGGCGGCAGACAAACUACUCCUCCUUCCCGCGCGUCAGUGCUGGUAUCUUCGCCUCACACGCCCUUUCGUUUGUCGGCGCGGCCGUGGCUACAGAAGUAGGCGGCAUCAUGACUCGACACAUUGGCGCGCAGGCUUCGACGGGUGUCACAGCGGGGAUUCUGCUCUUCCUCACGCUCCUGCUUACUCUUGUGUUGUGGCGUUUCAAGGAGAUUCAGGUCAUUCCGAGCCACACUUUCGGUACAAGGCGGGAUACGGCGGCGUGGCACGAGUUUAAGGAGUUGGAGAAGGAGGGGAGGGGAUCGGAGUGGAAAGCGGUGGUAAUCGGGAAUCCGAGUGGGAAGAUGAGGCGGAUGAGUGUGCUGGAGCUCGGGGCGCUGAGUCGCUGGACAGAGAUCAGGAAGCUGAACUUCUUGAUCAAGGCGGAUGAUCGCGCAAGAAAAAGAGAUGAUUGGCACCAGGGUCGGAGUUGGUAG